CGUACAGAGAGAGAAGAAUCGCGCAGAGAGAGAGAGAGGAAUCGCGGUCGUCUUGCCCCUCCUCUCCCCGCUCCUUCUCCACCUCCUCCCGCUGGGUCGUCGUCCAUCGACUUUGCUCACUGGCUAGGGGCAAACGGGAUAACCUUGGUGCUCUUUGAGACGCCCUCUGGCUUUGCAGUCUUACAUUAUGAUGGGGUCAAACUUUUUCGCCCAAAUGCCUUGCGGGAUAUCUGGUCAGAAUUCAUCGAUGAGCCUAUGGCACGAGAUGUUGCUUUUCUUAAAGAAUUUAAAGUUUUCAAUGACAAGGCCAGCGCCAUUAAUAGUAAUGGUGUUUGUUCUAAGCUUACUAAUAUGAUCAAGAGGUCACUCUGGCCUGGCCAGAGACUUGCUGUUGGCAAAUGUGAAUAUAAAAACAUCAUUGAGGCUAGAUUGGGAAUUCACUGCCUUUUUAAUGAAGCUGUGCUUGAAGUAAUGUGGGGCUUGAAGUAUCUCAUCAAGUUUUUAGUGCCUGCUGAAGAAGUAGAACUGACAGAUGAGGACCGCUUCCAGAUGUGUAAAAUACUGAAAUUAGUCCUGAAUCGUUAUGGCUUUGAGGUUGAACCCAAAACGGUUAAUUCAGACAUCAUUUAUGCGGCAUCUGUCGUGUAUGAGUGUGAUCGUUCUGUGGAUAUACGUGCUUCGUACUUGGAUCAUGGUAGGGCGAAGCUUUCAGAGGUAUCACAAAUUUAUUCUACGAAUUGGGAUGAACUGAAACUUGCAACUGCUCUCAAGUUAAUUUGUUAUCCUGAAGAGCAAGUUGAAACUGGUGAUUCUGAAGAGAUGCUGUCAGAGAGUGAGGCAGAGCAAUUGUUGGCUGAUGCACAUCUCAAUGAAAUUAAGCUCCAUAAGCCGGCUUACUUGAAGAUCUACAACGAUUUUGUUUGGAUCUGUGGAGUUAGGCGUAAAGCACUCUUGCAAUUAGAUUCCAUGGUCAAGAAGCCAAGAGAAGAAUUCAAGCUGCACCAGGCGUCCUUGGAUUCCUUCAUGGUCAGGGAGGCAGAAAAAGAAUCGAAACUGCACCAGGGGUGCAUGGGCAUGGUCAAUGGGGCAAGAGAAGAAUUUCAGCAGCGUGAGGUGUCGUUGGAUUCCUCCAUGGACAAGGCAAAAGAAGAAUCGAAGCUACAGCAGGGGAGUCCGAUGCAGAUGGAUUGAGACAGAACAAAAGAAAAAUAUACAAACUAGUGUCGUGUUUGUUGAUUUGAAGUGUAGGAGGCAAUUCGAUAUACGGAGCACUGCUUUUAUCAUCUUCAUCCUUGAACCUACAUUUGGUGUUAAAAUAAUUCAUUCAGUCUUGGAAGGUUUCUCUGGAAUAA
Messenger RNA from Sorghum bicolor (sorghum), 1352 nucleotides. RefSeq lists its product as uncharacterized. The coding region runs from base 256 to 1191 and encodes 311 amino acids. The transcript is spliced from 7 exons. Gene Ontology annotation, molecular function: snoRNA binding. The record is from RefSeq and is a predicted model, not a curated record. Lineage: Eukaryota; Viridiplantae; Streptophyta; Magnoliopsida; Poales; Poaceae. Gene Ontology annotation, cellular component: box C/D methylation guide snoRNP complex; small-subunit processome.